CUUAACUCCAAAUCAAUGUGUGGCACUCAGAGUGAUCAGUCAUGGGGCUGCUGCUGCCAAUCCUUCUUUCCUUUCUUGCCGCUUUGAUUGGAGGGCUGUACCUGCUCGGGGUGUUUCGACAGCGUCGACCAGGAGAGCCCCCUUUGGAUAAGGGGCUCAUCCCUUGGCUGGGUCAUGUCUUAGAGUUUCGCAGGAACACGCUGAAGUUCCUCCAGAGGAUGAAGCAAAAGCACGGCGACGUGUUCACAAUUCAGCUGGGAGGAUUUUAUGUGACAUUCCUCCAGGACCCCCUAUCGUUUGGGGCGAUGGUUAAGGAGAGUCGAGACAAACUGGACUUUAACAAGUUUGCGGCACAUCUGGUGCGCAGGGUGUUUGGUUACAGUGCCAUCGAGAACGACCACCACAUCCUCAGUGUGUCCAGCAACCGGCACCUGAAAGGAGAGGGCCUUGAGGUAAUGACACAAGCCAUGAUGAGCAAUUUGCAGAACCUGAUGUUGCACAACAUGGGAUCAGAUGCAGACCAAAGGGCAUGGAGAGAAGAUUCACUGUUUGCAUACAGCUACAAUAUUGUUUUUAGGGCAGGUUACUUGUCCCUGUACGGCAAUGAGGCACAGAAGUCAAAUUUAUGUGAGGAGAAAGCCAAAGAGCAAGACAGAGCUGAAUCGGAAGCUUUAUUUUACGAGUUUCGCAAAUAUGACCAACUCUUCCCCAAUCUGGCUUACGGGGUCCUGACGCCAAGAAAAAAGAUGGAGGCGGACAGGCUCUUGGCAUACUUCUGGAACACUCUGUCUGUGGAGAAGAUGAGGACCAAGGACAAUAUUAGCCGCUGGGUGUGGGACAUGCAGCAGGCCAAAACAGAGGCAGGUAUGAAUGACUUAAUGAUAAACAGGUACAUGUUUGUGCUUCUUUGGGCCUCUCAGGGCAACACGGGGCCCUCUGCCUUCUGGCUGCUCUUAUACCUCAUGAAACACCCAGAGGCCAUGACAGCAGUGAAGGAAGAGGUAGACAGGGUUGUGAAGGAAUCUGGGCAGGAAGUCCGAUGCGGUGGCCCGAUAGUCGAUCUGACCCGUGAAAUGCUAUUGAAGACACCGAUCCUGGACAGCGCUGUGGAAGAGACCCUCCGACUGACCGCCGCGCCCCUCCUCACUAGAGCGGUGCUCCAGGAUAUGACCCUCAAGAUGGCUGAUGGGCGAGAAUACUUCAUUCGCAAGGGCGACAGAAUGGCCGUCUUUCCGUACAUUGCUGUUCAGAUCGACCCGGAGAUCCACCCUGACCCUCAUUCAUUCAAGUAUGACCGCUUUCUGAACCCGGACGGGACCAAGAAAACUGAAUUUUACAAAGCAGGGAAGAAGGUGAAAUUUUACACCAUGCCCUGGGGUGCCGGAGUCUCCAUGUGCCCUGGACGUUUCUUUGCCACUAAUGAGCUGAAGCAGUUUGUAUUCCUCAUGCUGCUCUAUUUUGACUUUGAGCUGAAGAACCCUGAUGAGAAGAUACCUGAAAUUGACUUCAGGCGAUGGGGCUUCGGAUCGAUGCAGCCCGACAGAGACGUACAGUUUCGCUACAGACUCAGAUACUAAACGGAUCAGUGACUUAUAUCUUUCUGAUGAGACACUGUGAUUUGAUCUCCUCUGCAAGCUUUUAUUUGACAAUCGUGUUUCUGGGACCGUGUGAUUCCACGAUGAAGCAUUAUUUUACACUUGGAGAGUAGCCAAAGUGACAUGGUAUGAUAUCACCGGAUGUCUAUAAGAGGAAAUAGAGACAGCAACAGUGGUGUGUAAGACAGCGCAGAGGAAAAAGUAGUUGUGAAUCCAGUACUGAUAAUAAUGUGCUUGAUGCAAUUUGCCCUAUAUUUCACAUUGAAUUAUUUCUGUAAAUUUACUGAUUUGAUCAAAUUCUAUUUAACUAUGAAUGAGAGAAAAGAUUCCGAUGUUAACACUGUUUCAUCUUUUUCUGAUAGAUUGUCGUAAUGAUGCUAAGGAUCCACACUUUAACGAUUAAAAAGAGGACAUCUCUUUGUAACACUAAAUAUCCGCGAGGGCAGGCGUUAUCUCUUGUACCUGUCUCAUAAAUGUUUGAUACAUCCUUCUUAAACAAGACCGCAGUCUGUGUUUACCACCUGCAAAUAUACUGGAAUGUCACUGAACUGGUUCCAAGAUAAACGCCUGGUUUCAUCUGAAGUCAUGUUUCCAGAAACUGUGCCUGUAACUCUACUGACCUAUAAUUAUAGCUUUUUGAAUGUGAUUAUGCAAAAAUGGCAACUGUUUGAACUUGCAAUAAAGACUGAAUUUGACCAACAUUAAAAGAGAACAUUAUGAUGCCAGGGCCAAUUGAUUUAAUGGGGACUGGAGCGGAAACAAAGUGAAUUUGAAAUUUAACUUGAUAACCUGACUGGAUGACCUUCUGGCAUACUGUUGUCCUUGAACUUAAUUGUUUUAUAAUGUAAUAACUGAACUUCACGUGACUGCAUUCCAACCUACAGAUUACAGAACAGCUGCAAUAAAUGCUCAAUUACUCUACCUAAACAAUA
This is a messenger RNA of Acanthopagrus latus (yellowfin seabream), 2527 nucleotides long. Its product is annotated as 5-beta-cholestane-3-alpha,7-alpha-diol 12-alpha-hydroxylase-like. Bases 42 to 1577 code for a protein of 511 amino acids. NCBI's taxonomy places the organism in Eukaryota, Metazoa, Chordata, Actinopteri, Spariformes, Sparidae. Gene Ontology annotation, molecular function: sterol 12-alpha-hydroxylase activity; heme binding; iron ion binding. The transcript has a single exon. The record is from RefSeq and is a predicted model, not a curated record.